GAGCAGAAGGAAGGGAGGGGAGCUAUGGCGUUGCACCAUCGCUGGGCCUGCUCGUGGCCAUGGCUCGCCACGCCCGGUGGUGGUGGUGGUGACGACGCCGCCUCACCUGUGCGUCCGCGCCGACAACGCCCUCCGCGAAUUGAUCUUCGUAAGCUUCUGGACCGUGUGGCGGUUGUUCAUCCCGACUCUUCUUCUGCAGCACAGGAUAAUGCGAAGGUAUGGUUGCCAUCUCCUCCUCCUGUGGAGAAACCACGAGCAGUACAUAACGCAGCCUCCCUUGCAUAUCUAGGCGACUCAAUAUAUGAGGUUUAUGUGCGACGUCACUUUUUGACACCCCCUCAGAAAGUAGAUGUUUAUAACAAGCGAGUUAUGGAUUUGGUCUGCUGUGAAGCACAGGAUGCCAUGCUUCAGCAGUUACUCAAGGGAGAUUUUCUCACUGACGAAGAAAGGGACGUAGUAAGAUGGGGGAAGAACAUAGAAACUGGUCAAAGGCGAGCAAGUAGGCGGGCAGGUAGUAAAGCGUAUAGCAGUGCAUCGGCUUUAGAAACUCUAAUUGGUUACUUAUAUUUGACGGACCAUCCGCGAUUGGAGGAACUCAUGACAAAAGUCGGUUUUAACGUCGACAGCAACUUCUCACAUAUUGGUUUUGGAUUUCAGACAGCUGACAAGAGCAGCAGUUCUUAGUCGUUGUGCGUAUCAGAAAAUUUUAGUUGUUACGCGUACCGGCAGCAUUGCAAGGUUUUCCUGUUGGAAUGUUCCGACACAUGUAGUCUAUUUGUGUGAGAGAUGUAUCUAGAAUAAAUUCAUUAAAAGGUUGCAAAAAACCGUUACUCUUUGAUCA
Physcomitrium patens is the source of this 841-nucleotide messenger RNA. RefSeq lists its product as uncharacterized. The record is from RefSeq and is a predicted model, not a curated record. Gene Ontology annotation, biological process: RNA processing. Lineage: Eukaryota; Viridiplantae; Streptophyta; Bryopsida; Funariales; Funariaceae. Gene Ontology annotation, molecular function: ribonuclease III activity.